Molecule: messenger RNA, 1704 nt
Organism: Lolium rigidum
Lineage: Eukaryota; Viridiplantae; Streptophyta; Magnoliopsida; Poales; Poaceae
Product: seipin-1-like
Biological process (GO): lipid droplet organization; lipid storage
Cellular component (GO): endoplasmic reticulum membrane
Source: RefSeq, a predicted model, not a curated record
AUGGAUCCAGGGCGCCACCACCCGUCCAUGUACGACUACCAGGACGACUACCUAUUCUUGCCGGCAGCCGGAGAGCCUACCGGCGGCAGCGACAUCAUCCUCUUCCUCGCCAUCCCGGCAGGCUGGCUCAUCCGGCUGGUCGUCAUCCUCGGCGAGCGCGUCAUCUCCGCGGUACUCACCCUCGUGGUCAUCCCCGUCGCGGCGGUCGUCGGCGAGCUGCGCGCCGUCCCAGCCACCGCGUCCUCCCUCGCUCGGCGCGCCGCCUUCGGCUUGCUCGCCGCGGCGCUCACCUUCGCGGCCCUGGCCUCCGUGUUCGUCGUGUCCCUGCUGCUCGGCUUCGUCCUUGUCCGGCACUGCGUCGAGGACCCGGUGACCAUGCGCCAGCCACUCUACUUCGACUACACAGAGCCACAGCCGAGUGCCGCCGUAGCCCUCGGCAGCGCGUGGGGCGCCGCGGCGCCACUGGCCGGGGGGCACUUCGUCACGGUGUCCCUGACACUGAUCCUUCCUGACUCCGACCACAACCGUCAGAUCGGCGUCUUCCAGAUCAAAGCAGAGGCGAUCGCUCCAAGUGGAACAACCAUAGUGUCCACCACCCAGCCGUACAUGCUGAGGUACAAGAGCGCUCCGGUGCGGCUAGCGCAAUCGGCGCUAACCAUCGUGCCACUCGUCAUGGGCGUGCGCAGCGAGAGCCAGUCCGCGACACUCAAGAUGCUGCAGUACAGGGAAGGCCAUGGCCGCCACAAGAAAACAGGUCUCAUCCGAGUUUUUCUGCAGCCAAGAGCCUUGACAGUGCAUCUGCCCCAGGUGUACAGAGCAGAGAUCACCGUGCAGACGUCGCUUCCAUGGUUGAAGGCCAUGGCACGCAGCUUGAAAUGGACAAUGUGUGUAUGGGUGUCUUUCUGCAUCUAUGUCAUCCUCUCCGUUUUCGCCGUUUAUUGGGUCCGGACACUCGUGCUAUCUGCGUGGCAGUGGGACAGGAGAUUGUCUGAUCAUCAAGUCAAGGGGAAAACAACUUCUAAUCUGGGUGGGAGAGAUAAAGGUCAGAGCUCACAUGAGGAACCAUCAAGAGGUGUUGUGAAGUGGAGGGAUAGGAGAGGGAAGAGGAAAGCACAAGAAGCGUUGCAUGACCCAAUGGUUGAGCUCAAGCUCGAUGAUGGCUCAGCUUCUACUGCUGCAGCGGUCGAGACUGACGAAGUCAUCGACGGCGAUCAUGGGGAGUCUCAUACUGCUAGAUCGGCCGUGUCCGUGUCCAGAACUGUGUAUUGUCUCCUUCAUGGUUACAGAUGUUGGACAGAUGAGUAUGUAGCAGCCUGCUCAUAUUUCAGGUUGCUAGGGCAUGCAAUUUUGUGUGAGAUUGAAAAAUGGCCAUCCUGUAAACAGGCUACUGAGAAGAUCAUGUUUGGGUCACCUGCUGAAGUUCCCGACGAGGGUCCGUCGAAGAAGCGUCGUGGCAGGCCGGCUAACGUCGGCCACUUCCAGGAUGAGGUAGGGCCGGACCAGUUCCUGCGCAUCGUCUUCAAGUCCACCUUCGGGCGGCUCCUAAUCCCUCAAGAUUUCGUCAAGUGGUUCGGAGAAAUCCGUUCCAACAUCAUCGUCCGCAGCAACACUGGCUGCAACUGGAGGAUGAAUACGAUGAGAGAAGGCGAUGACGCAUUCAACGACCAGGGGCGGGCGGGCUUCGCCAUCGCCCAUCAGCUCUAG